CCCAAUUGUAGGCCAACGGAUUCUUCCGUUUUCUUAUUUCUUUUUUCUUUUCGUUCGGACUACGCCAUUUCUUUACUCCGCUUCAAAGCGCCGAUCAGGGAUCCAGCAGGACUCACUUUUCUCUUCCCUUGCUGUUUAUUAUUAUCAUUAUUAUAUUUGUUUUGAAGAGCUGCUCCAAGGCUUUCUAAAGACGCCUCCGCUUUUGCUUCGACUUGUCAAGUCUGUGUUUUGAAAGAAAAAAAAAAGGAACAACGAAACCAAACGCGUUUCUUUUUUCGAACUGCAUGGCUUAACCGGGCAAUGAACUCGCAAAGGAAGAGGACGCGCGUGCCAUCACCCCAGCCGAUCUUUCACUUCGAAGAGCGGGGGUGUCACCUUUUUGCUGUCAAGGGGCGGCGAGAGGUUCAUUCCAAUCACACCUACCUGUAACCCGAUCGGUGUGCACCUCCUUGGGCUGCCAAGCGAUAAUACAGACUGAAGUUUUGUUAUCAUUAUUACUGUUUUCACCGUCUUGUUUGUUUUCUUGGAGACGACUUGCCUUUAGUUGCUGGACUGUUUAUUUAUUUAUUUUUCUGGUCGAUGUACGUAAUCGGCCGUCUUUGGCAAGUGGAAAAUGCGGAGCGGAGCUGGAGCCGCGCGCUUACCGUGGAGACACGCCGCACAUCGCUGACAUUUCUCCACUGCUUGGCAUUCGGGUCCUGAUAUUAUUUCCUGUAUUUACCUUCCCUCUCUCUCUCUCUCUCUCUCUCACUCACUCACUCACUCACUCUCUUUGCAUUCUGCUCAAGGAUCUCAUUGGUGUUCGCGAUGGCGUGAAGACUGGAAGGCUCGCUCGCUGUUGCUAAUGGUUGUGUAAACUCUUUCGAAUUUUGUCUGUUUUGCAAUCGGAGCACGCACAAGUCCUGGAGAUCUUGAAGCAUGGCAGAGAGCGCCCGCCUGAAGCACCAGGGGGGCAGCCCGACUGGGAGUCCCCAGGCUGGCCGAAAGAAAACGCAACCAUCCCCGGGCUCCAGAGCCAAGCCGCAGUCCGGCGCCCCCGGGCACAGCUUCAAAAAGGUGACCCUCACUAAGCCCACCUUCUGCCACCACUGCACCGACUUCAUCUGGGGUCUGGCCGGCUAUCUCUGUGAAGUGUGUAACUUCAUGUCCCACGAGAAGUGCCUCAAGCAUGUGAAGGUCGUCUGCUCCAGCUUGGUUCCAACAUUAGUACGGAUGCCAGUCUCCCAUUGUUUUGGUCCUCCUGGCCACAAGAAGAAAUUCUGCGCCAUCUGCAGAAAGCAGUUGGAGGAGAGCUCCACUUUACGCUGUGAAGUGUGUGAGCUACAUGUGCAUGUGGACUGUGCUCCCUUCAGCUGCAGUGACUGCCGGCAGUGUAACCACGAUGGCCACCAAGAUCAUGAUACUUAUCAUCACCACUGGAGGGAAGGCAACCUGUCAUCAAGUGCUCGCUGUGAAGUCUGUAAACGAACCUGCGGCUCCUCUGAAGUGUUGUCUGGGAUGAGAUGUGAAUGGUGUGGAAUUACAGCUCACGCAUCAUGUUUUGGAAUCAUUCCUCCUGAAUGUAAAUUCGGCAGGCUAAAAAAUAUGAUCCUUCCCCCACACUGUGUGCGGAUCUGCUCCCGGAAUUUCAGCAAACAGCACUGCUUCCGGAUCUCGGAAACGACCAAUACAGAGUCAGAGGAGAAUGAUGAUGUUGACACCGUGAGUGCUGGAGCCCAGAAAGAAUCCCAAACGACGUCCUCAGUAGACUCAAGUAAACAGAGCGUCAAGAUCUUUGAUGGCAACGACGCAGUGAAGCGCAACCAGUAUCGGCUCAUAUCAGUUCCACGGAUUUCCAAAAACGAAGAUGUUGUGGAGGCGGCUCUGAGGGCUUACUUCAUUCCCGAUGAUCCUCAUGACUACGAGCUGCAGGUGUAUAGUCAGCAAGUUCUAGUCAGCGAAGAUAUCAUCAACCGAAACGGGUCCAUGGAGAACACAAAGUCUCAGUCUGUGUUUCGGGAGAGCAUUCCAGAAGCCUGGGUACUCCGAGCCAAGCCCAAGGACUGUGAAGUACUCAAGAUUUUUGCUGGCUGGCUAAAGCUGGGAGUAGCAUACAUUUCCAUCUCCAUCUCGAAGAGCAGCACAGUAGAAUCUGUGAUUAAAGAGGUCCUCCUGCAGCUUGGACGUCAGGACGAGGACCCCCAAGGGUUUCAACUGGUUGAAGUAUACAUGGGAAGUAAGCAAGUCCAGCGACAAACGCUGACCAAUCAAGAACUACUACUGGAAAAACUUCAGGAAAUAAGAAAGAUGUCCCUCCGUCAGAUGAACCAGACCCGAUUCUACAUCGUGGAGAACAGAAACACCGUAGUGCAGAUCUGCUUGAUGGUGUGCGGACUUCCCCCUCAACUGAAAGCUGAUGAAUACAUGGACCUGCUGCAAGACCACCUUGCCAUCAAAACUCAUCUUGUUUCCGUCACUCAUGUGUACCAGGGACAAGGUGCCGUGGUCCUUCAGAUCUCCUGCUUUUCGGAGGCGGAGCGGAUAUAUAUGCUGGCUAAAGACACUUCAAUCAAUAAUAAGCAGUUGUCUGCAGUCAUAAUUCCUGAAGUUCUGACCAAUAAGCUGGCUCAAGAGUGCUGUCCAUUACUGACAUUUGUGAACCCCAAAAGCGGAAGCCUCAAAGGACGUGACCUUCUGCACAACUUCCGAAAGCUUCUGAAUCCACACCAAGUGUUUGAGCUGACCAGCUCAGGGCCACUGGCAGGGCUGCACACUUUCCGGGAGGUGCCAUACUUUCGUAUACUGGUAUGCGGAGGAGACGGCACAGUUGGCUGGGUGCUAAGUGUUCUGGAAGAGGUCCGACACAAGCUGACUUGUCCAGAACCAGCAAUAGGAAUUAUUCCACUUGGAACAGGGAAUGAUUUGGCCAGGGUGCUUCGUUGGGGAACGGGUUACAGUGGAGAAGACCCUUACUCCAUCCUAUUGGCUGUGGAUGAAGCAGAGGAGGUGCUCAUGGAUCGGUGGACUAUCCUGCUAGACGCACAAGAAGCCGCUGACAGUGGCAAGGAGAAUGGCAUCUCUGAGCCAGAGCCGCCAAAGAUUGUACAGAUGAACAAUUACUGUGGCCUGGGGAUUGAUGCCGAAUUGAGCCUUGAUUUUCAUCAAGCGAGGGAAGAGGAACCCGGGAAGUUCAACAGCAGGUUUCACAACAAAGGUGUUUAUGUCAAAGUCGGCCUCCAGAAAAUCAGCCACAAUAGAAAUCUUCACAAAGACCUGAAACUGCAGGUAGACAAGCAGGAGGUGGAGUUGCCUAACAUUGAAGGACUCAUCUUCCUUAAUAUUCCCAGCUGGGGUUCUGGUGCUGACCUGUGGGGGUCAGACAGUGAUGUCCGCUUUGGGAAGCCCCGUAUUGAUGACAGUAUGCUGGAGGUAGUGGGUGUCACUGGAGUGGUUCAUAUGGGCCAGGUGCAGGGCGGCUUGCGUUCUGGUAUCCGAAUUGCUCAAGGAUCCUACAUCCGAGUGUCUAUUAUGAAGCCUAUUGCUGUUCAGGUUGAUGGAGAACCUUGGAUUCAACCCCCGGGACAAAUUAUCAUCUCCGUAGCUGGGCCAAAGGUUCAUAUGUUGAGGAAGUCCAAAGUGAAGCAAAAGAAGCAGUCGGGAAGUUUGAAAGAGUCCAGGACUGAGAGCCUCAUUCCCCCAGAAGGAGGCAACUGAAAACCGAGAGUGAGAGCAGAAAGUUUUGCAGAAUCUUUGGCACAUGAACCAUAAAACUGGCAGCAGGGAGAUGAUCAAGGCAGCCAUCUCAAAAUCACUUCCCGCUCAUUUUUUUUGUUUAAUUUAACCAUUCCACCACACCAUGACCAGGAUAAAAAAAAAAUGUAUGGGGCUCCCAUUUACUGUAUGAUGAACUAAGUGGGCAUCCAGGUGGCAGUCAUUUAUGGACUAGACCUACGGACACCGCGUCUGCGGUCUGUUCAGAUAAAGGGAAGUGUACGCUGCAUCAGUGGAAAUGGAACCAAAAAAAAAAACUUCAGUAAACUGUCAUGAGAAAUCCACUGGAUUGGAGCUAACACAUUUUCCAAGUAAAUCUUAUUAAAUUAUUAUGUAUUUUUUUUAAUUGGUGUCAACACACUAUUGUGCCUCAUAUCAGCACAUUUGCGCAUUUAAUUUUUUUUUUGUUUUAUUACUUUUAUUAAUUCCGUGCCAUGCUUGAAUAAGUUCUACUGAUCAACCAUGGCUUGCACAGCCCACCCCGUCAGUACUGUUUACAUAGCUGUGGACUGCAGUGGGAAUAAUUUUAGGAGCAGAGGAACGUAGUGUGUGUGUGCGUGUGUGUGUGUGUGUGUGUGUCCGAUCUAUUUAAAGGAUGCGAGUAGAAUAUUUAAGGAACACUGGAAAAUAAUCUGCUUUAAAGAAAAAUAAAUUCUAUUUAUGAAGAUUAACUUUGGGGAUGACCUCUAAAAUGUUUGUUAGAAAGUCUUUCAGUGAAAGUGUUUUAGUUUCUUAUACACAGCCUGCUCUAGUGUUCAUGUUGCCAUCCAUUAGGGGAAGGCAAAGGUUUAAGCUCAAUGUGGUGAGUAUAAACUUCACUCACAUGAUUAAAAAAUAUAUAUUUGGUUUAGUUGGACAUUAUUUUUUUGACUUUAACUAGGCAGUUUUGCACACUAAACAUUUUAGUGCUAUUGAAGAACAAAAAAAAAAAAAAUAAAUCAUGUAUCGUUUCAAUGUGCAAGCGCAAAUUCCGCCUUAAAGUGAUGUGAUUGGCUGCCCCAUUUUAUGUUCGGUAUCAUAACUAUUUGAUUUCUCUUUUUUAUAUCAGGCAGCGUUGGUUCUUUUAGAGCAGGGGUCCCCAACUCCAGUCCUGGAAGGGGCCGCGGUGGCUGCAGGUUUUCAUUCUAAC
This is a messenger RNA of Polypterus senegalus (gray bichir), 4879 nucleotides long. RefSeq names its product diacylglycerol kinase theta. Gene Ontology annotation, molecular function: ATP-dependent diacylglycerol kinase activity. The coding region runs from base 919 to 3693 and encodes 924 amino acids. NCBI's taxonomy places the organism in Eukaryota, Metazoa, Chordata, Cladistia, Polypteriformes, Polypteridae. Gene Ontology annotation, biological process: lipid phosphorylation; diacylglycerol metabolic process; intracellular signal transduction. The record is from RefSeq and is a predicted model, not a curated record. The transcript is spliced from 23 exons.